UGCUGUGACACCGGAAGUGAAUAGUGCCAUCCGAAACGAGCCAAGCUGCGGCAGACAGAGGCUGCGAGGGCAAAGAUUGCACCUGAGCGAAAACAAACGCUACUUGAAGACGGGUAGCUUUCUAAUAAAAUCGACUUGCAUCCUCUCGUAAAUUUGGCAAACCAAUGAAAACGCGAAACUCACAGAAUCUCAUUUGCGGAAUAGUUUUUUUCGUAGCUAGCUAUGUUUGAUAGAAAACAUGACGAAUCCAGCAGUGACUGUCUCGUAGCAGCGACAAUGCUCAGGCCUGUCACAACCGGCUUGUUCAGAUUUUGUCCGUCACAUCAAUGACCAUGGAUGUCAGAGCAGUUCUGGAGUUUGCUACACUCACUAGGGGUUUGUCACUGUUUUUGCAGGCUGUCUUCAAUGCUGCCAUCCCUGACCAUGAUGCUGAUGCAUUCAGGCCCCCACGGACAGAGGAGCCUCUAUACUUGGACUCUGCAGUUGAGUGGUUGUUGGGUGGCCUCUCUCACUGGGAUGCUGAGCAUUUCCUCUUCAUUGCUGAGAGGGGUUACCUUUAUGAGCACAACUUUGCUUUUUUCCCCCUCUUCCCUGUUGUUCUCCGAGGUCUGGCAGAGACGCUGCUGUGGCCCCUGAGCAGCUGGCUGAGUGUGCGGGGGCGUUUGCUGGUGGCUGUGGCUCUGGGGAACAGUGCCCUCUUCCUGCUGAGUGUGGUCGCCUUGCAUGCCCUUAGUAGAAUCGUUCUUCAGGACAGACGUCUUGCUCUGCUGUCCAGCCUGCUCUACUGUGUCACACCUGCAAAUGUUUUCAUGACCGCUGGAUACUCUGAGAGCCUGUUUGCUGCACUAACAUUUGGUGGCCUUUACCUGCUGGAAAAAGGAUUCACCUUCCGAGCCUGCCUGGCCCUCAGUAUAGCCACUGCAGCACGAUCCAAUGGACUUGUUAACAUUGGGUUUCUGUUGUACCUUCCAUCACUGCACGCAAUUUCCCAGAUUCGUGUUUAUCGAACAACGACAAAAGGCCACAGUAAAGUCUUCCACUAUAUUUGGGUCAUCAUUCGUCUUCUGCUAACAUCCCUCUUAGGAACUGCAAUUAUUGCCCUUCCCUUCUGUGCUUUCCAGUACUAUGGCUAUAGGACGUUUUGCACACCAUCGGUGUCCCUGGAACGGAUACCCACUGCUCUUCUGUCGCUGGCUGAACGGAAGGGCUACCGUGUUCCAGAUGAAAAUGGUCCGCCACCCCUCUGGUGCAUGAGACCCCUCCCCUUGCUUUAUUCUCACAUCCAGGAUGUAUAUUGGGAUGUGGGCUUCCUUCGCUACUUUGAGCUGAAGCAGAUACCGAACUUUAUUUUGGCUCUACCUAUGGCUACCCUUGGCAUAAUGGCGGCCUAUGCAUAUUUUCAAGCAAAUCCAGAUCUGUGUCUAAGACUCGGACUUUGGGAGACAGGUGCAAAUAAAGGGCUCGACAAACCCAUGCCGGGAAUGUUCAGCCCCAGAGUGUUUGUUUAUGUUGUGCAUUCAACGGUACUUCUGGUGUUUGGAACGUUGUGCAUGCAUGUGCAGGUUCUAACCAGAUUCAUGGCCUCCUCGUCACCCGUGCCCUUCUGGAUAAGUGCUCAUCUGCUCCUCCUUAAUGAACCCCUUCUUCAUCGAAGGAGAACAUCAAACCCCAGCGUACAGCUACAGACACAUUCUAGAAAUGGAUGCCAGCACACACCUCAAAAUCCCAUCAUUGCUCUGCUGCCACACUUCACAGUCUGUUCUCCGACCACGCAGAGCAUCCUGGGCUACUUCCUCUGUUACUGGGUGCUGGGCCUCGCACUGCAUUGUAACUUCUUGCCAUGGACUUGAUUUAAAAUGUUACUAUGAGCUUUAAAAGCAAUAUUUCUACGUAGGACUGAGUUAUAUAUGAUAUUUAAAGUGACAUGAACCCACAUGCAGGUACUUUUACAGCAUGUUAUUAAUAGUCCAUUUUUGUUAUUGUAGUAACUGUUAAUUUUAUUGUGAAAAUAAUUGUAUACUUGAAUGCAAAAUUUUUGUCAAUGUGACAUUUAGUCAAAUAAAUGAUUAUGACUACAUUGCUCAGUCCUACAUAGACGUUAUGUGACAUCUCUUAAAUUUGGUUGUAAAACUUUGGAAGACUGGAUGGUUGUAUUUGGAGGGAAAAAAAGAAUUAUAUUUAUAAAUAUAUAUAUAGAUAUAUACACACGCGCACACACACAGGCAGAUUUUGCUUAAGCAUUACAUUUUAUUUACUCUGUUUAAUAUUGUCCUGCAUGCUGGAAGAUUUAUUCCGAGUUAUAGUUUGGAAUUUUUGGAUGUGAAUGAAAAAAUAAAGAUUUUUUUCUGUUAAAAGA
This is a messenger RNA of Scatophagus argus, 2356 nucleotides long. It is a transcript of the gene pigv, whose product is annotated as phosphatidylinositol glycan anchor biosynthesis, class V. Gene Ontology annotation, biological process: GPI anchor biosynthetic process. Gene Ontology annotation, cellular component: mannosyltransferase complex; endoplasmic reticulum membrane. The coding region runs from base 327 to 1850 and encodes 507 amino acids. The record is from RefSeq and is a predicted model, not a curated record. The transcript is spliced from 3 exons. Gene Ontology annotation, molecular function: alpha-1,6-mannosyltransferase activity; GPI mannosyltransferase activity. Lineage: Eukaryota; Metazoa; Chordata; Actinopteri; Scatophagidae.